CGAAACUGAAAGUGGAAUUUUUGGUGAAACGUUGUAACUGUGAGUUGCGCUGAAGCAGAGAUUAAUUUCCCUUGGAGAAAAUGAUGUUAAAGAUUUCAGUCCUAGUUGCAAUGGCAACUAUUGCCGCUGCACAAUACGGACAUCAUUACCCCGCACACGGCUACGGUCACGAAUAUGCUGGCCACCACGAUUACCACUCACCUCAACCAUAUGACUAUGGCUACGACGUGAAAGACGACUAUGGCAACAAGCAGUUCCGUAAAGAAACAGGAGAUGGCAAAGGAGGCGUGAAAGGUAGCUAUGGUUACGUCGACGCCCAUGGCAUCCAUAGGACUGUGGAUUACGUGGCUGACCACCAUGGAUUCAGGGCCAGUGUGAAGACGAACGAGCCUGGAACAGCCAAUCAGAAUCCAGCAGCCGUGGGAGUCCAUUCUGCAGCUCCAGUUCAUGCUCAUGCUCCAGCUUAUGCAGCUCCUGCUCAUUAUGCAGCUCCUGUGCAUUAUGCUCCUGCACAUCAUGGUCCACAUUAUGCUCCUUCUCAUGCUGUGCAUUACAGAGUGCCUAAAUAUCCUAAAUACAGCUACUAUUAAAAUGUGAAUUGAAACUAAUGCCAAAAUAUGAUUGAAGUUUGGAUGAAUAAGAGCAUCUGUUUUUCGGUGAUUAGCAUCUUUCUCUAAGCCACUUUACCUAAGGUUGGAAGAAGGUUCCGAAUGUAAUAUUUACAUCUAUCUUCUCUGCACAACGACACGUAUGAUGACGCAGCCACUUGCGUCACCAUAAGAUGUCUAACUUUAACGCCAAGCUUGCUGUAGAGCAUAAUCUUUGUCGUUUUCCUGUGGUGUAUUUUGUUGUACAG
Molecule: messenger RNA, 856 nt
Organism: Uloborus diversus
Lineage: Eukaryota; Metazoa; Arthropoda; Arachnida; Araneae; Uloboridae
Product: cuticle protein 16.8-like
Exons: 4
Coding region: 81-590 (169 amino acids)
Cellular component (GO): chitin-based extracellular matrix
Molecular function (GO): structural constituent of chitin-based larval cuticle
Source: RefSeq, a predicted model, not a curated record